GUUAAUAACUUAAAUUUUAUUUUCUCUUAAUCCCGCUGAAAAACUCGGAAAUUUUUUUUUUAAAGAAAAAACAGAGGAUCUUAUAGGAGAGUCCUCUUCGAUUCGCCGAAAGAAGUAAAAGAGCCUGUCGAUCGAUCGAUCUAUCGAUUGCAUCGAAGAGAACGAACGGAGAAGACGACGAAGGCGAUCUCGCGGGAGCUCUGAAGAAUGAAGGAGAUCAGAUCGAUGAGGCCCUGCUGCGCGUGAAUGGAAACCCUAGGCGCUCCUUGGAUCAGAUCCGCGGUAACUGUAAUCGCCGUGAUCGCGCUCGCCUUCUCCGGCGGCUGAAGCGAUCGCUUUCUAGGGUUUCGAUCUCACUGCGAUGGGGGGCUCUGAUGGAGGUGAAGGCGGGAGCAUCGUCGACUGCUCGGUUGGGACGAUAGUUUGGGUGAGGAGAAGGAAUGGAUCGUGGUGGCCGGGGAGGAUUCUGGGGCCGGAGGAGCUCUCGGCGUCGCAUCUUAUGUCGCCGAGAUCGGGGACGCCGGUGAAGCUUUUGGGGCGAGAAGAUGCCAGCGUAGACUGGUACAAUCUAGAGAAAUCUAAACGCGUGAAGGCAUUUCGGUGUGGAGAAUUUGAUGCUUGUAUCGAAAGGGCUGAAGCCUCCCAAGGCAUUCCUAUAAAGAAAAGGGAGAAAUAUGCACGUAGAGAGGAUGCUAUUCUUCAUGCUCUUGAGCUCGAGAAACAGCAGCUUGGUAUGAAACAUCAGAAACUUGGAACAAUUUCUAAUGGUUCAAGCCAUAGAAGUUCGGGUGCUCAUAGAAGAGAGUUGCAUAGCUUCUCUUCAGAUAUUUACAUGAGAGAUGAUGAGUCUAAACUUCAUAGCAAAUAUGCAAACAAAUCUUAUACGUUCCCGAGAAAGGCAGUUUUGUCAGGUGAAGAAGAGAAUAUGAGCAAUUCGUUGUAUGUUCAUAAAGGAAAAGCUAGUAAGCGAUCUGGCUGGGAAGAGUAUAAUGAUGACUCCCUUCCUCGGAUGAGAGGACUUCAGGACUUUGGUCUAAGGAUUGCUCCGCCGAAGAAAAAAUUCUCCCAGUGUGUCACGUGGGAAGCUUCCCACAAGCCUGUUGACCCUUAUGCGGACAAUAUUUCCAAUAUGGGGGAUAUGAUGAUUGAUAAAAGACAUACUGGUAGCAGCAAAAGUUCCUCAGCAAUUAAGAGGAAAAGAACACAAGGUGGUAAUGAUGAAGAUUCUAUUGUUAAGAAACGAGACAGGCGUCGGCCACUUCAUCAAGUUUUGCAGAGCAGUGCAAAAUUACCAGCUUCUCAUUCUUUUCAUUCUGAGUAUGAUUCUUCUGGCAUUCCAAUGGAUGGAGAAAUGGAUCAUAUGGGUGCGCAUGUANCUCUGGAUGAUAAUGGAUAUCCUUAUGAAGAGAUCCCCAGUACAACAACUCAGCUUGGAACCAGCAACCAUCUUGAUUACCCUGGUACUUGGGCAGAGGAGUAUUCCUCUUCUGGCUUGGCUGAAGAGACUGAAUCUGAUUCAUCUGAAACUGACUAUUUGGAGCCUGACCCGGGAGAAGAAGGAAACUUGACAGAUACAACUCAGACACAGUUGCCACAGCCAAAAGAUUGUGAACCUUCUGUACUUCAAGUUUCAGAAGACUACAGAGAUCUGGACAGCAUUGAAGUGCCUCCUCUUGAUUAUACACCCCAUUUACGCCUUCAGGAUCAGAUGAUCGAUGCCUCUGCUGAUGCAGGAGUUUCCAAAUGGAACAUGAAGGGGAAGCGCAACAUACGAAAUUUACCAAAGAGGCACAUGGAUCUUAUGGAUGCCAAGGUCUCCGGUCAUGCGGAUGAGCACAAUGGUUUGGGCACCAGCUUUAAAAUGAGAACAAAUUCUUCUGGCCAUAGGGCUGCAGGACAAUCUUUCCACCAUAAGAAAGAAUCAUCCCACUUCGCUCCUGAUGGGGAUGAUAUGUUGGAGGAAGAUUUGGAUUACGGAAAUCGGAGAUACCCUUUUGCCUUGCAAGGGGUUAAAGACCAUGGUAGCUUCAAUGAUUCUGACAAUGAUUCUCAUUUAUUGUCCCCUACAAGCUGGAGAGCUGAUGGACCAUCAUCUCAUAUGGCCAGAAGAGGUGCUUUCUGGGAGGAGUCAGAUGAGGAAUUUGGCCCAAAUUAUGCUGAUCGUUUCAGUUACGAAAUGGAGUCCAUGAUCGUAGAUGUUGACAUCCAGGUUCAAAAGCGAAGCUAUCAAGGAGAGCAUGUCCCUUGGGUUUCUUUGUCGAGUAAAGGGAAUGGUGGCAAACCGAUUCUUGGUCACCCAGUUCAAAUUGAGAUACUAGAAGAUGGUUCAAGUGGCCAUCUUGUAUCAAGAUAUGACUUUGGUGUAGAGGAAAGUUCUAUACCGCCUGCUUUCAGGAGAACAGCCAAAAGGACUGUAAUGCAUCGAAUGCCUCGUUCUCACCCAGCAACAUCAGCGUUUGAGGAGGAUGCUGACCAACUCGAUUCAGAUCAAGACAUAAGACCGCCUCUUAAGAAAGCAUACACUAAUUACUUUAAGAAGAGAAAUUCUAAUGCUCGACGGCCUACAAUGCCAGUCAAAUCCCAGAAGAAACCUGUGAAGAAAGCUAACAUUUCAAACCAGAAAACGAGGACUCUUUCUUCUCUUGCAACUGAUAUGAAGAAUUUCAAGAGGAGUGAUAUAUUAGAUGGGUUGAUCAAACCCGAGGAAGGAAUUCCUCUGGUUACCUGUGUCCCUGUAAAAGUGGUAUUCAGUAGAAUAUUGGAAGCAGUUGGCAGGCCAUCAUCGGUCUUUCCUCAUCGAGCAAGACUGAACAGUCCUGCAGUCAGAGGUCUCUCGUAGGGAGUAUAGAUUUUAGUUUUUGUUCUCUGAAAAAACGGGUCUUGGUCUUGCCCCCAGAGUGAUCAAUGUAAAAUUUCACCGCAUCAAAAGUCGUGGGGUUAUGGCUCGCAUGGGAGAAGGUGAACGACUUCUAUCUCAAAGCCGAGCUUUAUAAUUUGACCUCUGCGUUGGCGGACUCCUGUAAAGUACUAACUGCAACUUUUUCCUGGUAGUAUAUUAGUUUUGUUCAGCCAUUUAAUAUAUAUACUUGGUUAAAUUUCUGAAAUCCUGUAAUAGUGUUAGAUUUGGAAUGCUUGAGAUUCGUAUAUGUCGGUUAUUUAAUAGUCUCUGUUGCAAAUGUGUAAGAGCUUUUAUUAUAGAGAAAUUCAGCUGUAGUUUAUGAAAAAUGUGAGACGAUUACAGUUAGGGGAGCGUGUAAUUGUAUCUGUUAUUGUUACAAUAAUCUCACAUCUAAGCUUUGCUAAAUUUUCAUUCUA
Molecule: messenger RNA, 3315 nt
Organism: Asparagus officinalis (garden asparagus)
Lineage: Eukaryota; Viridiplantae; Streptophyta; Magnoliopsida; Asparagales; Asparagaceae
Source: RefSeq, a predicted model, not a curated record